CGCCAUAUAUCAUAUUAUCGCCAAGUUCCCGCCAUUUCUGGCCAAAACCUCCGAAACCUCGGCUGAAGAAUUACGGAUUCCCAUCAAUGUUGUGCGCAAAUUGUACGUUCCAACGGGCAACCUUAGCUCCUCUCCCGCAGGAACCCAGCGGACGACCCUCAAUUUCGUCGAAUUCCGGCCUUCAUCAUUGGAACCCCAGGCUGCCCCCUUCUCAGGUCAAAACCCUAAAGUUGUUGGGACACCGGGGCUUCAAGGUCGGGGCCUCCGUCGGCAGCGAUGGUGGUGGAACCGAGAACUGGGUCAACCGAUUGCCCAUCAUUUCUCUCGGACCUGAUAAGGUUUUCCGGUUGAUAGCGAACGCGACCGCCAGCCCCAUUUGCCAGUUCGUGCCCUCGCCCGGGACGUUCUUGCAUUCGGUCGACCCGAGAAUCAAACUGGUAUGGGUUGUGGCUCUUGUCGUUUUGCCUGCUCGGUCCCACAUAAUGAUGCGCUUUGGAUUAGUCGUGUACUUGGCUUUCCUUUCGAUAUGGAUCCUCCCUAGACAUUUAUGGAUGGAUCAACUGGGAAGGGUAUCCUUGCUCUCGGGUAUUCUUUUCAUCAUGUUGGGUCUGGGAUCGGAUGGUGCGCCUGCUCUUGUCCAAUCAAAAACUCCACCAGCUGCCAUGAUGGGACUCCCUAGUCUUCCUGCAUCUUUCAUGAGUUACUCUUACCUGAUUAUGAAGCUCGGACCACUUCAGUUUACGAGGAAGGGCUUGUCGGUUGCUAGCACAGCAGCAUGCUUAACUUUCACUAUCUUCCAAAGUGCAAGCCUUUGCCUGACAACCACAUCACCUGAGCAACUAGCAUUUGCUUUAAGAUGGUACUUGAUCCCACUAACAUACGUUGGCGUACCAGUGGAUGAAAUUAUUCUGACCUUGUUACUCUCCUUGAGAUUCAUCCAUAUAGUUUUUGAUGAGUUAAGAAAUGUUGCACUGGGGAUCGUCUCUCGUAGGAUAAAUUGGGUUCAGCUAACCAUGAUGGAGACAAUUGAUAUAUUCAUUGGCUAUAUCCAGCGGAUCUUCAAAAAUAUAUUUAACCAUGCAGAGCAGAUCUCUCAGGCGAUGAUUGUCAGAGGCUUUAGGGGGAACAGCUGCAGUCACAAGAUCUACUUUCUGUCUGGCUCAUCGAAUGCUACAUCCAAUGUCAUCUCCUUGGUGUGCUUGGCAGGCCUUGUAGGCGCUUCGAUCUUGUCAGAGUACAUCUUUGUUUGACUUGCGGAUUCAUCCGUGUAUUCUUUAGCGGGGAUAAAGGCCAAAACAAAAAAGGGUUUGACCCCGAUUGUAUAUUGAUAUCGAUUGAGAUUCUGCGAUCCACCUGGUUCAUACUUUACAGAAGAAGAUUGAUCACAUGAGUACAUGGAAAUAAUAUUAUGGUCCCUUCCUGGAUGAUCUUUUGGUCCCUUUGAGCCGUUAGAUUCUCACGAAACUCCAUCCCCUGGUGCUGAGUUGACGGACCAGAGGGAUCAAGUGACCGUUCAAGGGAAGAGAUCGGAUAAGUUUUCUCGUACAUACUAUGCAUGCCUAUCUGGCAGACACAAACCUGAGACAUUGUACUAUAAUGCUGUUCUUAUCGAACACCAAUGAUACUGUUUUCAAGUACUUCCAGGAGAAGCUUUUAGAUAGUGCAAAUUAUACGCAAAGUCCGCCUAUCCCGGGAAGUUAACACCA
Punica granatum (pomegranate) is the source of this 1706-nucleotide messenger RNA. The record is from RefSeq and is a predicted model, not a curated record. Lineage: Eukaryota; Viridiplantae; Streptophyta; Magnoliopsida; Myrtales; Lythraceae.